AAGAAUGUUUUUUUUUUUUCUUUUUCCCCACUGGCGACGACGAAGCUGUGCAUUUUUUUUCCCCGCUCGGAAAACAGAGCUAUCCUUUUACCUCAAUCAGCUAAUCAUCUUUACAAGUUAAUCUGAUCGAGUGAAAAAAAAAAACAAUAAAAACCUCGUUCUUGUUUCUGAGAUUGAUUAGACCGAGCAUCGCUGGCUGAGCUACUCGGCUAACGACGGCGGCCUCUCGCGAUGUCUCGGCCGCAGCCUCCUGAUCCUGCUCGCUCACAGGUUGAAGAUGAGCAGAAGCAGACUUGUACGAGUGGAGAGACCUCAAACUCUGACGGAAACGUUGACCCAGUGGGCAACCAGAACGACGAAGAGUUCGGAUCCGACGAGUCCGAACGGUGCUUGAAAGAAGAGACUCUGGAGCUGAACAGCGACGAUCAAGGAGACGAUCUCGACAGACUGAAUAUCAUCUGCAUCAAGGAGGAAGAUCCUGAAGAUGACGACUACCUCUACUGCGAGGUUUGCAAAUGCUUUUUCGUCAACAAGUGCGAGGUUCACGGACCUCCUCUGUUCAUUCCUGACACUCCUGUUCCAAUGGGGGUCGCGGACCGGGCCAGACGAACCCUUCCGUCUGGACUAGAGAUUCGGAAGUCCGAUGUUCCUGAUGCAGGCCUGGGAGUGUUUAAUAAGGGAGACGCUGUUCCGGUUGGAGCACAUUUCGGACCCUACCAGGGAGAUCCGGUAGACAGGGAGGAAGCAAUGAACAGUGGUUAUUCAUGGGUGAUAUACAAGGACAGACAGCGUGAAGAAUACGUAGAUGCUACAAAUGAGGUGCAUGCUAACUGGAUGAGGUAUGUGAAUUGUGCUUGUACUGAUGAAGAUCAGAAUCUCAUGGCCUUUCAGUAUCAAGGAGGGAUUUUCUACCGUUGCUGUCGACCCAUUAAACCAGGCCAGGAGCUUCUAGUGGGCUACGAAGAGGAAUACGCCAAAGACCUCAGUCCUGCGUUCGAAUACCUCUGGAACAAAAAGUGUUCCACUAAUGAGGUGAAUGGCAUCCUGUUGCAACCCUUCUCCUGCUCCUUGUGUGCACUUUCCUAUACAUCUCUGUUUCACUUCCACAAGCACAUCAAGAGAUGCCACUAUGAGGAGUAUGUGAGACUGAUGAAUUCAGGAGCUUUUGCAUAUGAAAUAUUUAAUCUGAUGCCUACCAACAGCUCUAGUGCUCAUCAAAUAGGAGCUGGCUCCUCUGGUACUUUGUGCAUUACAGCCUCUAACAGUAAACUGCAGAUAGAAAUGUAUCACUGCUCAGAUUGUGGAGAGAGUUUUGUUCAUCAGAGUGAUCUUAAACUACACCAGCUCAUUCAUGCCGGAAAGAAGAUAAAGUUGUUUCAUUGCUCAUACUGCGGAAAGAGUUUUACUCAAGCGAGUUAUCUCAGACGACACCAGCGGAUGCAUACAGGAGAAAGGCCGUAUCAUUGCUCCCACUGUGGGAAGAGUUUCGCUCAACAGGGUAACUUCCGAACGCACCUGCGCAUUCACACUGGAGAGAAGCCGUAUCAUUGUUCUCAUUGCGGUAGGGGUUUUACUCGGCAGAAUGCUCUUCAGCUCCACCAGCGCAUUCAUACCGGAGAGAGACCAUAUCAUUGCUCGGAGUGUGGGAAGACUUUUAUUCAAAAGAUCAAUCUCCAAAUUCAUCAGCGCAUUCACACCGGAGAGAAGCCAUAUCACUGCUCAGAGUGCGGCAAGGGUUUUACUCACCCGACGUCCCUUCAUGACCACCAGCGCAUUCACACAGGAGAAAAGCCAUUUCAGUGUUCACAGUGUGGGAAGAGGUUUUCUCAACAGAGUACUCUCCACAUACAUCAGCACGUUCACACACGAGACAAACCGUAUAAAUGCUCGGAUUGUAAGAAGAGUUUUACUCACCAGAGUCUUCUCCUGCAACACCAGAGCUUUCACACAGGGGAGAAGAUGUAUCACUGCUCACAGUGUGGCAAGAGUUUUGCUUACCAGCGCACUUUCCGACGGCACCAACGCGUUCACACAGGACAGAAGCCGUAUUGCUGCUCGCAGUGUGGGAAGAGCUUUACAGAAAUGGGAAAUUUCCAAAAACACCUGCGUAUCCACACGGGAGAGAAGCCGUAUCAGUGCUCGGUUUGCGGGAAGCGGUUCGCUCAGUUGGGAGGUUUCCAAAGACACCAGCGCAUUCACACAGGAGAGAAGCCGUAUCGUUGCGCGGAAUGCGGGAUGAGUUUUGCUUAUCAGACUACUUUGCAACGGCAUCAGAGCGUCCACACAGGAGAGAAGCUGUAUUCCUGCUCGCAGUGUGGGAAAAGUUUCAACUACCUCGAAGGUUUUCAAAUUCAUCAGCGCAUCCACACAGGAGAGAAGCCCUAUCACUGCUCACAGUGUGGGAAGAGUUUUACUUGCAAGUCAAAUCUCCGGCAGCACCAGCGCAUUCAUACAGGAGAGAAGCCGUAUCACUGCUCGCAGUGUGGAAAGAGUUUCACUUGCAGGUCUAAUCUCCGGCAACACCAGCGUGUUCACACGAAAGAGCAAAGCCACACAGCGAGUGCAACAACGUAAAUGUAUUUCAAAUCAAUUAGUAAAAAAAAAAAAAAAAGAACCCUAAUUUCAAGUUGCCUUGCUUCAUAGUCAGGUAGCGUUGUGAUGCAGAAGGUAGUCUUGGUGCCUCAGCUCAACAGUCAGAACAGUUUAGUAUUUGAUGUGUUCUUUCUGUCCUUCCCCCUAACGCAGACUCUAAAGUGCUCUAGGUAUCAACAUGUACGAGCAUACGAUGCCCUGUGUUGGACUCUUGUCACAUUUAUGGUGUAUUCCCAUCUUGAUUCAUUUGUUCUUGAAAUAGGCCCCUGUUUCGGGUUAAAGCUAUUAAUGAAGAAUGACAUAAGCUGAAAAUGUUUUGCAUGUUAUGUAGCAAAUGUUAUUGUAUUCUUGUCGAAAGCAUGAAUUGUAUAGUAUAUUGCAUUCAUAUGUUUUAUUUCAUUUUAAACUAAAGUAGUGGCUUAAAAGGUGCUGUGAAAAAUCUAUAUAGAACAUUUUAAUACCAAAUCAUGUUUCAUGAUAGUUCUAGCUUUCCUCUCUUGUCUCUUUGUUUUAAUACCAACAUAACCAGCAUUAUAUAUUGUGUUUAAUAUUUAAAUAAAAAGGCACAGAGUCAAAAUGGGACCCUGGCACUUAAAACACACCAAUAUAUAUAUAUUGUUUUUUUUUUUUUUACUAAAAUUGUAUUCCUAUUGUGUUAUGGGCAAAAGAUGCUGCGAAUAGGAAUAGUGUGAAUAGAAGUCCAGGUAUGCACCAGUUCUUAGUCGGUUCAGGUACAAUUUUCCACAGCAACAGGAGGUUAGCCAAAAAAAAAAAGAAGAAGUAGACCAUCUGAUUCUGUUGAGAGUCUAGAGAGUGAAAGGAGCCACAGCAGAAAAGUGUCAGGAUGUGGAACUGGUAUUACAUCGGGCAGCCGGAGUGCAAACACAACUAAGCGCGAGGGGCAGGCAUGGCACAAGGCCACCUUUGUACAGUGUCAUCCUGCCAACCCACCAUCAACCGAGCCAAGUAAUGAUGUGAAAGGGUGGCCCGACAUCAUGACACAGGAGCCAUCUGCGUUAUCGAGUAAUGGUAACAUAAAAAUAAGUAGUGCAUAGGUGCAUGCACAGGAACCAGUCCUGUGACUUUACCGCUUAAACAACUUCUGGCACCAAGAUUUAAGAAAAUAAGUUUUCAACAGAAAGUCUUUUUUGAACAAGAAAAUAAUUCGACAAAAGUUCUUUAUAGCACCUCUCUUGAAUAGCGAAUAAACUACCGAUUUAAUAGAUUGACCUUCUUGGUGCAAGCGAUUAUUUUCAGUUGUUAAACACCUCAUUACCUGUCCCUGUUAUUCAGAAAUAUGGCUUUUCAGAAUGAGUGGGGUGAACUGUUUAGGUAGAUUACAGGAGUUUAAAUGCUUUCCCAAAACUAGAAGGGUUAGCUGUAGGCACUGAACGAUGUGUGUGGUUUCUUAAGGGCUUCACAGGUGUGGUCCUUUUGACCAUGCUUUUUUUCCCAGAUCAAAUCAGAGGCACUGUUCCAGUGCUUGCAGUAGAAUAUCCAACAUAACUUCAGUGUAUAUUGUUUUGCAGUAUUGUACGUUUUUAAUCAGUUUUCAUUACAUCUGGCUACAGCACUUAAUUUGACGAGACCUUCAGCAAUGCAAGACAAGCAUUUCUGAAAGACAUGUGCCACAGAGCCCGAACAUGGGUGAACUGGAACCUGACUAAAUCCCAACCGAUAGCUGUCAACUACCUGCACUGUUGUCACAGGAAAACUGUGCUGCUGACACUAAGAGCUUAGAUCCUGUCACCUGGCAGGGACAGAACCAGACCCCCUCUUCAGACACUGCUGAGAUUAAAGUUCAAAGGUUAAUAUCAGCCUACAAGAACUCCCCAACCCAGCAGCAAAUGUCAGUACACAUCAUCUGAAUGCAAGUGCUUUCUUGUGCUUUCCUAUGACACCCAGUUUGACCAGAAAACGUCAGCAGACCUCGGUUCGGUUUUCCCGGAACUAGGAAAACGUGGAAGGUCUCUGUUGAAUCUUAAGGUGGAGCACUUGUUAUGAGAGCACUCAGGCUUAAAUUUUAUGCUGGUUGGUUCUGGAGUUCCAAUUUCAUUCAGCACCAGAGCAUUACACCAAGGAUGUGUGUGAUCAGUGAGGGUGCACUUUGGAUUGGCAUGGACAUGCUGAGUGCCAAGCUGUUAAGUGCCAUGCCUGGCAUGUCCAGAGAGACACACUUCUCAAUUUCAUACACAGGUGUUAGAUCCAGGGUGGGUCUAUGGGUGUAUGUGGACAACAUCCUUCUUGCUCAGCCAAUGUCAGUUCUCACUCUGGUGUGUGAAGUUUGGUGUCUUCCAAAAGCAAUGGUUUUAGGCACUGCGAUUUUUUUGUCAGGCUCUCACAGCCUGCCUAUGAUUACAUGGUUUAGUGAAGUCCUUUUUUCAUCCUCCUGAGGUUGAUCGAGGGACUUGGCAGGGCACUAAGAAUUUAAAUUUGACCCUCUUAAGGAAGUAAAAGUCAUAAAGGUCUUUUAUUCUGAUGUCGAUCAUGCAAAGAAACUGCCAGAUCAAGUUAUUAAAAUUUGAUCCCUUCACUGUCUCAACAAUAAGCCUUGUGGUCCACAAAAGUAUGAAAGGAGGGAUGAAAUGCAGGAUGAAUAUUAAUGAACUAUCAGAUUAUAAUUUUUUUUUUUUGUCAAAAUCUUUCAAAAGCCCUCAGUGAAUAAAGUUUGGCCAAGUGUGUCCCAUAACCUACAGUGAACAAGUUUAUGCAUUGCGUUAACAAAAUCCAUCUGGAUAUUUAACUGAAUGCCACAUGGCUGUUGGCUUUAAAACAUAGAGUAAAGGACAAAGGCGUUUUUCUCUCCCAUGAGUGGAACUCAAAAUUUUUUAAACAUUGCACUUACAAAUCAGUCCAACCACUUAGUCUUUCAUGUUUAUUAUAGUGCCGCAUUGCUGUUUAGGCAGAUGCAUUGUUUGGAUAAUGACUAUAAAUCACUUAAAUAAUAGGAAAAUAAAUAACAGUAGGUAUAAAUGUAUUCGCUGUGUAUUAAAGUUAAAUGAUGAGCUUAAUGUUGUAAAAACUCUUUUGAUAAGUGCUGCAUGGUCAUGAAUGAGAAUUAGGAAAAUGUCAUGAUGUCAAAGUUAACGAUUAACCUUUAAUUGGCACAACUGUUUUAAUUGUA
Molecule: messenger RNA, 5716 nt
Organism: Clarias gariepinus (North African catfish)
Lineage: Eukaryota; Metazoa; Chordata; Actinopteri; Siluriformes; Clariidae
Product: zinc finger protein 345-like
Exons: 8
Coding region: 232-2574 (780 amino acids)
Biological process (GO): regulation of transcription by RNA polymerase II; cellular developmental process
Cellular component (GO): nucleus
Molecular function (GO): RNA polymerase II cis-regulatory region sequence-specific DNA binding; histone methyltransferase activity; protein binding
Source: RefSeq, a predicted model, not a curated record